Molecule: messenger RNA, 4588 nt
Organism: Ostrinia nubilalis (European corn borer)
Lineage: Eukaryota; Metazoa; Arthropoda; Insecta; Lepidoptera; Crambidae
Product: tetratricopeptide repeat protein 21B-like
Exons: 13
Coding region: 469-4398 (1309 amino acids)
Biological process (GO): intraciliary retrograde transport; protein localization to cilium
Cellular component (GO): intraciliary transport particle A
Molecular function (GO): protein binding
Source: RefSeq, a predicted model, not a curated record
UACGUCACACAACAAAAACAAACAAACACCGAAAUCGCGAAUGAAAUGUCAAAAAAAGUUACAUCAAAACAAAAUUCUUUCAGGCGUUUUCAGACUUUCAGCGGAGAAUAUUAAAAAUCAUUUUUUCAUGUCGGGAAUGAUAACGCGCGCAAGAGCUUUCUCAACGGAAGUUCUGAAAGUUGUCAACAAUGUUGCUAAGCAACAGUUCAUGGUUUCCAUUCGAGGCGCUGACGCCGUAUUAGAAUACGAUAAAAGUGGGAAGAAUAUCACGUUUAUUCACACCAAUGUACCGAAAGAAUUUCAAGGGAAAGGCGUUGGAAAGAUUCUAGCCAAGUAUGCAUUUGACUAUGCAGUGGACAACAAGCUUGAUGUGACUUGCAAGUGUCAUUUCCUCGCUCAUUACUUGGAGAGUAAUCAAAGCAAAUACAAGAAUCUCAAAGUCAAACUGGAAUUGGAAUAAAGUUCAUAAUGGAUUUCUCAUGGUAUAGGUGUAGUAUACAUUAUUAUUUACGUGAAAAGUACUAUGGUAAGGCUAAAAAAAUUGCACAACUGGCAUCUACGCAGUACAAUGACACCGCAGAGUUUGAGUUUUAUAGUGGACUGGCUAGUAUUUUAGAGGGACAAGUACAAAGAGGACUAAAUGAGCUCACCCCGUUACAGUCCGAUAAAGAUAUUCAAUUAGCGGUUGUGAUGACUUUAAUUUAUGGAUACAAACUUGGCAAUAUGUUGGAUAGAGAGGCACUAUACAGCCUAGAAUCUAAAUUAAAGGAAGAAAAGAAACAAGCGUCUGCAACAUCAUACUACUAUGCAGGAUUAUUUCUUUCGCUGGCCGAGAAGUAUGAUCGAGCAUCUGAAUAUAUCAAUAAGGCGUUACGAAAAGAUCCAAACAACUUGGAUGCUAUUAUUUUAAAGGGUUGGAAUGAAAUAUAUUUGAACCUGGGAGAGAUGCAAAUGUCUACUUUGGAUUGCCUGGAAUUAGCCCUCACUAAAAGUGACAGAAAUAUUGAGGCACUUCUUGGGAUAGCAAGAUUCAAAUAUUAUGCUAAAGACUUUGACGCAUCAAACUUAGCUUUAGAUAAACUUAUUGUGAAUAAUCCAGGGCAAGUGAUUCCCCUUGUAGAGAAAAUGAAAAAUGAAUUUGCCUUGCAAAGGUGGGAAGCAGUGUAUGACACUAUGGAGAGAAUAUUCCCUCUGGACCCUGAUAACUUGGAAGCAAUGAAAAUCAAGAUUUUCAUUACUCUAUGCAAGAACUCUGAUUACAUAGAAGCAGCUGAUCAACUAAACAAGUACUACUCUAUUCUUGAAAAUGAAGAAGGACAUAACGGAUAUCAAUUCUUCAACACAACACAAAUAUUUUCAAAAAUUUGUGGUCGAUCCAGUGCUGUACUAUCUCAAGUGUACAGAUUUGCUCAAUAUGCUUCUGAAAUGUAUUCUAAUAAUGUUGAUUAUUUGAGUGAAGUUGGAUACCAAUGUAUCUUGCAAGGAAAGUAUAGGGAUGCCCUAAAUUUCUUUAAAGCAGCAAGCAAAAUUGAUAGUAAUUCUAUUACAGCAUUGUGUGGGCUAACAUUAUGUCAAAUGUUUGAAAAUGGACCAACUGAUCAGAUUGGACAACAAGUUGAGUUGCUUUUUGAAAUGCAAGGGCCAAACAAAUUGCCUGUUCUGUAUCUUUUGUCAGCACAGUUGAAUUCUAAGAACACUUCUAAUGCACUUUCUUUUCUCAACACAGCACUAGAAAGUAGGAUAGCAUAUGCAAAUAUUCAUCCAUUUGGCUUAGAUUAUGUCAAAGUACUAGACCCUGAUUUUCUACUGGAUGUGUACAAAGAAUACAGGAAGCAUUUACCUAAGAAGCCUUUUGUUAUUAUUGGAUACAUUUUAUAUUCUCAAGAAGGGACUAAUUCAUCAGUGGCCAGCUGCUUCAAACUUCUGAAUACUAUUUGUGAAGCAUGCCCAGGCUUGAUUGCAGCAUUAUAUGAGUUGGCUAAGCUGAAAUUUUUGUUUGGUUAUGCAAAUGAUGGUCAGAAAAUGGCCCAGCAAAUUAGUGAGCUGGAUAGCACCCAUGUUGGAAGCCAGAUUUUAUUGGCACAGAUAUACAUCCAACAGCAGGCUUUUCAAAAAGCUGCUCAAUGCUUGGAAAUGUGCUUGAGCUACAACUUCAAAGUGAGAGACAGUGCUAUGUAUCAUUUUCUCAAUGGGGUAAUUCUGAAAAGUACCAAUCAAAUCCAGGAAGCCCUGUCCAGUUUUAUGACGAGUCUGCAGAUUGCGACUAGUAAGGCUUCCAGUAUGAGCCGUCAUCAAGAGUCAGAAAUGAAUAUUAUCGACAAAGCCACAUUAUAUCUCCAGGUUAUCGAGAUACAAACGUCUUUAGAACAAUUUGGUGAAGCUGGGAAAACGAUGCAGGAAGCAAUUCAAGAGUUCUCGUAUACAUCAGAAGAAAGUCGACUCUCAAUUGCUAAAGCAGACUUAGCCUUGAAGAAAGGCGACGUCGACAACGCUAUAGACAUCCUCAACGAGAUCAAACCUGGCCAGCCAUACUACUUCCAAGCCCAUAGUAAAAAGGCCCACAUAUAUUUAAAGGAGAAGAACGAUCGGGGAAUGUUUACGACUUGUUUUAAGGAAAUUGUGAGCAACCACCCCAUGGCUGACGCUCAUUCUAUGAUGGGAGAUGCAUUCAUGUCUAUUUGUGAACCAGCUCAAGCAGCAGAAUCUUACGAGGCAGCGCUCAAAGGGAAUCCAAAAGAUAUACAGCUCAUCAAAAAACUAGGCUCGGCUCUAGUCAAAAUGCAUGAAUACGACAAAGCGACGCAGCACUACGAAAACGCAAUCAAGUUGUUGAGUGACGAUGAACUCAUGUUUGAAUAUCUCAAUUUACUUGUAAAGCUAAAACAGUACGAAAAAGUCGACUCCACCAUUUCUCACGAGCUGAACCAAUCCUACAGCAAGGACAAAGAUAUCAACACUCUAAAAAGGCGAGUCCGUUACCUCGUCACCCAGGCUAAGAGCAGGGAACUGAAGAAUCCAACCGCUGGCAACACCACAUUGAUCCUAGCCGAAGCGAGAGAAAUACAGACUGCUAUAGUUAAAAGAAUAGAAAUAGAUUCAAGAGGGGACUUGCAAGAAGAAAAGCAGAUGUUGUCAACAGUUCUCUGUGCAUUGGCUAAGGUGAAAUCGGUGAAGGAACCGGCUGUGGCCGCUAAUUUAUAUUCGGAAGCCCUGAUACACUCGCCGAGGGAUCCUAGCACUUUGUUGGCGUUGGCCAAACUCUUUGCGCACAUAAAUAAUCCAGAGAAAUGUGAGCAGACAUGUGCGGUACUGCUGAAUGCUGAUCCCAACAACGAAUCUGCUGCAGUCAUGAUGGCCGAUUUAGCAUUUCGCAAGGUGGACCUAGAAACAGCCCAGCGCCACCUGAACCAGAUUCUCUCAGUGAAGCCGACAAGCUGGGAGGCGCUGGCGCAGCUUAUCGAGGUGCAGUGGCGCCGCGGCCGCCUGCCCGACGCGGAGCUAUCGCUGGAGGCUGCUAAAGUGGCGUUGGGGGACCUGGAUGACCCGGGCUACCACUACUGCGCGGGCCUAUGUUCUCUCUACGGAGGCCGAGCCAACGCGGCGCUCCGCCAGUUGAACCUAUCACGACGGUCGUCUCGUUGGGGGCGGAGCGCCGCACGCCGUAUGGCGCUACUAUGUCUGACGCAUCAUGCGCCAGCUGCGUUGCCUGACUCUUUUGCUGGGAACGGGGAUGAGCCCGACACACGCCUGCUUGCGCUGCGAACGGCCGAGAAACUCCUAGCAGAAGUGUCUCCAGCGGACCGCAAGCCGCUGCAAGCGCUGCUACAACUGGCUACGAGGCAGAAGCAGCAGGCCGAGCGGGUGCUGCAAGAACUACUGCCGCUAGUCGCUGAUGACGGGCACCAGGACGACCCGUACUUGAUACUGGCCAUUGCUAACGCUUACAACAUAAUCAAGCAACCAACUCGGGCUAAGAAUAUACUGAAAAGGACAAUAUCAUCGAUACCCUGGUCGCCAGAAAAUGCUGAUGGAUUGGAAAGGUGCUGGCUAGAAGUAGCCGACAGUCAAGUCAGCUCCGGGAGAAUGGACGCAGCGAAAGAACUGUUGACAAAAGUUCUAACACACAACAACUCCUGCGCAACGGCCUAUCAAUAUCUAGGUUACCUUGCCGAAAAAGAACAAAACUACAAAAGUGCUGCAUCCAACUACGACAGUGCAUGGACGCACGGAGGCAAGAGCGAACUCGCCGUUGGAUACAAACUAGCGCAUGCGUAUCUAAAGCUAAAGAAAUACCCUGAGUGUAUAGUCGUCUGCAGACACAUACUGAAAGUGCACCCAGACUAUCCUAAGAUCAAGAAAGAGAUCUUGGAGAAGGCUAAAACUAAUUUGAGAACUUAGUGAAAUUAUGUUCCUUGUUAGACCCACGUUUUUGCACAAAGGUGUAUUUUUGAACUACUGUCUUCAUUGUACGAAGUUUUGAAUCGAUCUAUCCCUCCAAAUCUUAGCGAAUGCGUAGAGAAAGAAAGACGUCAUCAACAAUAUCGUGCCCUGAGUGCCCAAGCAACUGCACUCAGGAGGAUUUGAUGAG